CAUUCGCGCGGGGCUGCUGCAUCCCCUUCCAUUUCCAUACCUUAUCCUCUCUCUCUCUCUCCCCACACAACAAUUGCAAUAAAUGAGUGCCCUCUGUGUAUGCACAGCACCUUAUUAAUUGCUCAUAUAUACUCUUAACAUACAUACUCCAAAUACACAACAAAAUCAUAAACCAACACUACAGCACCUCUAGAUUUUUAUUUUCUUCACUGUUCACACUAUUUUCUCCUUUCCUUUCACAUUAUCCCUUCCCUUUUUUAAACAAGCCAUCUUGCUUUUGUUUCUUCUCUUCUCAUCACCAACACGGUGUGUGUCCUUCAUCCUGGAUUAGAGCCACAAACAUAACACAUUCCGCUUUGACUUUGGAGGCUAAGGGCCUAAGGCAGGUUUUUUUGCUUUGUCAGGUUCCCAAUCACUGUGAUAUCAUGGAAUCCCCACAAUCCGUUGUGUCACCAUUCAAGAGCUCUGUCUUGGGUGAAGCUGAGAAGUAUAGGUCUGAUGUUUUCACACAAAGCUCGGGUCCUUUGUCUAAGGACAUUGAAGUCAAUGGAAAGGAAGCUGCCGUGGUUAAUCCAGAGGAAUCCAUCGGUGUUGUUGAUGUUUACAUUCAUCAGGCUAGGGACAUUCAUAACAUCUGCAUAUACCACAAGCAAGAUGUUUAUGCUAAGAUUUGCUUGACUAGUAAUCCUGAGAAUUCUGUCUCUACCAAGACUAUCAAUGGAGGAGGAAGGAACCCCGUGUUUAAUGAGAAUCUUCGUCUAAGUGUUAGGACUGUUGAUUCUGCUGUCAAAUGUGAAAUUUGGAUGCUGAGCAGGGUGAAGAAUUAUCUGGAAGAUCAGUUGCUUGGUUUUGCUUUGGUGCCUUUGUCUGAAGUACUGGUGAAGGAUGGAAAACUAGAGAAAGAGUUCUCUCUUUCUUCAACUGAUUUAUUCCAUUCCCCGGCUGGUUUUGUUCAAUUGUCUCUUGCUUACACCGGUGCUUCACCUGAUGUUAUGGCGAUUUCUGCAAUGCCUACUGAGUUGGCCACAAAUGGCACCGAGAAGGACUCAGAAUCAUGCGAGUCACUGGCCAGAGAUUUGGACAAAAUUGAAUUCCCAGAUCCAAAAAUUGUAAAUGAAGACCACUGGAUGGUUUCGGAAUACUUUGGCAUUCCAUGUGAGGAGAGCCAGUGUUCUGAUAGCUUGACCACUACUGAUACUGAAAAUCUUAGUUCUGAAGCAGGUGUUCAGAUUGUGGAGAGCUUCUCAGCAUGCAGUGUUGAAUCUGUCCAACCUCCUAAGGCUGAUUCUCCACCCAGCAGUGUGUCAACAAAUGGGGUUUCAUCUCCUUCAGUGGCUGCAAGCUCAGACUCAUCUGAUGUUGCUGCUUCCAAGUCUCCCAGUCAGGAACAAGUUUCAGCCACCAAAGAGAAAAAUGGGGAUGUCAAAGAUGGUGGGAGUGAUUCCUCAAAUGGGGUGCUGAAUGAGUCAUUCCCUAAGCCUGUUGUGACUGUUAACAUCGAGCCGGAGCCGAAUGUGGUGCAGCAGGAUUUUGUAGACAUGUACAUGAAAAGCAUGCAGCAAUUCACCGAGUCAUUGGCGAAAAUGAAGCUUCCUAUGGACUUUGAAAGUGGACCAACUAGUUCAGGAAACUCUAGCUCUGAACAGAAGAUACAGACACCAAAGAGCACUAACUCCCGUGUGUUUUAUGGAAGCAGGGCUUUCUUCUGAACUUUGGAUCAAGGGAAAUACUUUCAGGUGACUUAGAUUUUAGAAUGAAAACUGAUAUCAGUAGUGAAUGAAAUAAUGCACUGUCCAGUGGGAUUCUCGCUUCUGUACUUGUUGAUCUGUUAUAGGUAACAGGGAAUCUUAACUUUGUACUCUCACAGGCUUGGUCCUAUCUUAACUGCUAAAUGAACUUUUUUCUGUCAUGUGUU
Messenger RNA from Glycine soja, 1915 nucleotides. RefSeq lists its product as uncharacterized. The transcript is spliced from 2 exons. The record is from RefSeq and is a predicted model, not a curated record. The coding region runs from base 426 to 1709 and encodes 427 amino acids. NCBI's taxonomy places the organism in Eukaryota, Viridiplantae, Streptophyta, Magnoliopsida, Fabales, Fabaceae.